This is a messenger RNA of Effrenium voratum, 2210 nucleotides long. NCBI's taxonomy places the organism in Eukaryota, Dinophyceae, Suessiales, Symbiodiniaceae. The record is from the annotation of a GenBank genome assembly.
ACCGGACAUUUACAACAGCGCGGACCCUGGGCGGGCUGACUUCACCAUGGACCGCCGUCAGGAGCGGGGCUUCGACAUGGGCCGGGAGCUGCGCCAGCUCAGGGACCUCCAGGCGCGGCUCCAGAGCGAGGAGAACCAAGCGCAGCGCCGCAGCCGUGAGGAGGUGGAGCGCAGCGUCCUGCGGCGGCAGCUGGACGAGGCUGCGGCCCUGCAGGAUCUCCUGUCGGGCUUCCACGAGGAGAUGGACGGGCGGUUGGAGCAGCUCGCGUCCGCGCAGCUGCGGUUGGAUCAACGCCUCACGAAGAUGGAAGAGGGCCGUGAGGAGGGCGCCGAGCUGCGGGCGGUGUGCGAGGCCUUUCUGCGAGUUGAGGGCAGUGCAGCCGUCGCCGCUCGCAGUGCCAGGAGCCGAGGGCUUGAAGGGCCCUUGGAGGAGUUUGAGGACGGAUGUGGUGCGGCGCGGCAGUUCCAGCGCGUCCACCUGCUCGGAUCGCGAGCAAAACGACAAGCUGAGCGGCAGGCUGGAGCGCCUGGGCUCGCGGCUCAUGCGCUUCGCGGAGCAGGUGGCCCGCAGCUGCGCGGAGCAGGUAGCCCGCCAGGUGGCGUCCAGCGCCACGACGCGGCUGGAGGAGCUCAAGGAGGAGCUGCUGCGAGAGGCGGACUCCAGGCGGAGGGCCGCGCCUCGGAGCUCGAGCAGCGCGCGGCCCACGAGGCCGAUGCCGUGCGAAAGGCGGCUGAGGCUAUGGAGGCUGCAGCCUUCAGCCGGUGCCAGCGCACUGGAGAGCUCUUGGACCAGUUCCGCCAGGAGGUGUCACAGGAAGAGCAGUCGGCCCGGGAGUCCGUGCUGGAGCUCCGGAAGCAGGCCGAAGAAGCCGGGCCCCGCCUUGCUGGUCUGGAGGCCCGACUCAGAGAGGAGCUCCAGUUGGCCGCAGGCCGCGCCGACCACUUCGCGGAAAAGAGCGCGGAGAAGGCGGCGGAGAAGCUGGAGGAGCUGCAGCGGCGGCUCAACGCAGAGCUCCGCACGGUCCAAGACCAGGCGCAGGAGCAGCGGGCGGCGCAAGAGGCGCUGGAAGAGCUGCAGCAAGAGACCUCGGAGUGCUUGUCUACCUGCGCCAGCCGGUCUGGGCUUUCAGCCCUGGCACAAGAGAUGGAUGAGCGAGUGGCCAGCUGCCAGGCUCUGGUUGCGGCACAGCCCUGGCGGCCUGAGCUGGAGCUGGCGGCCGAGCAGUUGGAGCGGCUGGAGCACCAAGAGCGGCUCCACAGCCAGGAGGUGGCGGAAGAGGCACGGGAGGCAGCUGCCCAGUGCGACGCCGCCUGGAAGCUGCAGGCCCGGCAGCUCAAAGAGGAGCUGCAGCGCACGCAGCAGCAGGCUGCGGGCCUAAAAGCGCUGGAGAAGCUCCAAGUGGAGCACGCCCGCCUGGCGCUGCAGCUGUCGGAGCUGCAGCGUCAGGGAGCCAGCCACGAGUGGCACCUGCCCCGGCUGCAGCAGCGCCUGGAGUACUUGUCCUUGGACUCCCCGGAUGCCCAGGGAGUUUGGAUCGACUCCCCCGAGUUUAGGCUGGCGGAGCAGGGGCCUUUCACUUUGCGCUUCUACCCGCGGGGCGUGGCAGGAGGCGAUGGGCUUUGCGCCCUAGGCGUCUUUGCUGCCGCAGCUGCGAAGGCCCUACCCUUGCGCCUCGACCUGCGUUUGGGCCAGCUGCGGCAGCGCGCCACGGCGCAGUCGCAGGAGGACGGGGUGCUUUGGCUGGCGCGGGGCUUUGAAAGUCGCCUGGAGUCCUUGGAGGAGGUCCGCAUAGGCGUGGACGUCCCGCCCUUCGCCUGGGCAUCUCUGGACCAGGAGCCCGAAGCCCCCAAUUCCCUCACCAAGGCCGACCGUGCGGCCAAGGUGAGGGGCGAUGCAUGUUUGCAUGAGAAGGAGACCGGCUCCGCGAGCGGAGGUGCGAUCCAGGACUUGCAGCUGGCGCAGGCCUCGCCCCUGCGGCACCGCUCGGUGCCCAGCUCCCCGCAGCUGCCCUGCCGCGCUGUGGCGCCGCCGUCGCCCUCCUCGCGCCCUGGGUGGGCGGUCUUUGCAGACGAUCUCAGCGAGCGCCGGCCAAUGAGCGCGAAAGUGGCUCGCGUGUGUCAGCCUGCAAUUCCUCUGCCAGGGUCCGGAAGGCGGUCCUCCAACCCGUUCGAGGAGCGCCGGACGAACCCCUUCGACAAGUGAAGGGCCA